This is a messenger RNA of Pectinophora gossypiella (pink bollworm), 993 nucleotides long. RefSeq lists its product as uncharacterized. Lineage: Eukaryota; Metazoa; Arthropoda; Insecta; Lepidoptera; Gelechiidae. The record is from RefSeq and is a predicted model, not a curated record. The transcript is spliced from 2 exons. The coding region runs from base 1 to 993 and encodes 330 amino acids.
AUGUCAAUUGGCAAAUUAGAAACGUUUGACCUUGCCAAGGACAGUUGGGACUCAUACAUUGAUCGUUUGGAGCAGUAUUUUGUGGUCAACGAUGUUAAGGAGGCGUUGAAAGUAGCAACCUUGAUUACAGUUAUUGGCAGUGAAGCUUAUGAGCUACUUGUGAAUCUGUGCACCCCAGCUAAACCAUCGAGCAAGACUUACAGUGACCUUGUGUCAAUAAUGAAAGGUCAUAUACAACCCAAGCCCAGUAUUUUAGCACAACGUUAUAUUUUUCGGCAACGUUCACAACGAAGGGACGAAAGUAUUGCGGAGUACGUGGCAGAGUUAAAGAAAUUAACUAAACACUGUGGAUUUACAUCGCAGAGUUUAUCAGAAAACUUACGCGAUCAGUUCGUAUGCGGCUUAUCAAAUGAUAGCAUCAGACAGCGGCUGUUCACAGAGGAGGACAUCGGGUUCGAAAGAGCAUACAAAUUAGCAAUUAGCAUGGAAGCCGCCGAGGCGAAUGCAGCAAUCGUAGAAAAUCGUACAAAGAGAUGCGAACAAUUUACUUCGGCAAACGAGUCAGCUGUGCAUAAGGUGUUAUCAGUGAAAGAUAACGGGCGGCGCGGGGAGUCGCAGCGCAGCAGAGGCGGGAGCGGCGGCGCGGCCAGCUAUAGUGGCCGGCCGAGCGGUCGCAUAGUGCGCGGCGCGAACCCGGCAGCGGUCGGCGCUGGAGUAAACAACAACAAUAGAAACCGAGCUGGUAGUUCAACGUGGCCAACAGGCAACCGCGAAGAAAAUGACAUGAUGAGAGGCCAGGGCACUUGUGAAGCGUGUGGAGGACGACAUAAUUCCAGUUCAUGUCAGUUUACUGAUUAUGUUUGUCGUGUAUGCAAUCGUCGUGGUCAUUUAAAGCGAGUGUGCCCUAACUUGCGAGCCAAGACCACACUGUAUAAUAUGAUGGAGGAGGUUUUGAAGGACGACUCAGACGGAGGGAGCGACGAGAUACUGUGA